ACUCCGAUAUCUUCUAUUUAGCAGCAUGUCACAACAAUCGUUACUAGUGUAAUACAUAUAUUUUUUUUAUUUUACCAAGUUAAUUCAAACUAUAACAAUUUUGAUUCUGUUGUCAAUAUCUUCUCUUGAAGUCUGGCUUGGAAUUGAUUUAGUUAUUCGCUUAUGUCAUCAGAUAUUUAAGAUGCAUCUAUCAGCGCUCUGUUUCACAGCAACGGCAUUGUUUUUUGUCAUUCAGGCCAAAGGGUCGUGUGACGUAGAUGAGGGAACACCAACUGUGUGGUUGGGUGAUGAGGAAGAUAUCAACAAAUGCAAAGCAGAUGAGACGUCUUGUGGCCUGUUCGGUCUAGACUUCAUCUGUGAGGAUCCAAACGGUGGAGAGUUUGAACCAUGUACAGAUGGAACAAAAGUCCUAUGCGCUUCUCCACCACCCAUCCCUCUCGCUCCUCCUACCCCAGUCUCAACAUUCCGUGUCAUAGCAUACAACGUCUGGGAGCUAAGAUACCUCUACUACCAGAAUGGUCAACGGGAACGUACUUGUCGCAUCCCUCGUGAGGUUGUUCAAAUGCAUCCCGAUGUUGAUGUGAUUGUCUUCAACGAGGCAUUCAUGGGAGGAUGUUUCUCUGAGUUCAAUUCUACCAUUGGAGCCAGCAUACUCACAUUUCGAGAUAUUCUGACUCAAUAUGGCUUCAUCUACUACACUAAUACUGUUGGUGAUCCACCACGGAUACCCAAACUAGAAAAUGGUGGUGUAUUUAUAGCCUCUCGUUGGCCUAUCAUCAAGGAAGAUAACUGUAUCUACACCGAUUCAGUCAUGGCAACGGCUGACGCAAUAUCUGGAAAAGGUGCUGUUUAUGCUAAAGUUGAGAAAACUGUUGACGGUACUAGCAUGACUUACCACAUUCUGGGAACACAUUUACAAGCAACAUCGCGUCCUACAGCAGAUAUCGUCCGUGUCUCGCAGGCAGAGGAAAUGCAUGAAUUGAUGAUGAAACAGAAUAUUCCCGAUGAUGAGCCAGUCAUCUACGCAGGGGAUCUGAAUGCCCGAAAUGGAACGCGACAUGGUAAUAAUGUUAUGCAAGCCCUUGAUGCAGCCAUUCCAAACUUUAUCGGAGAUCGAAUUUACACUUAUGAUGGACCUGAAAACGAUCUCCUUGUUUCAAACGGCACAUCUUGGAUCGACUAUGCCGUAUUUAGUAAAUCUCACCUUCAACCAAGCAGCUCUACCUUAGAAGUGGUUCGACCCAGAUCUCAAGAACCGUUUGAUGUCUGCAUGUUAUCAUUAGCAGUAGUACCAACUUAUGCCAACUCUGAGAGGUGUCUCCUCAACAUGACGGUUACAGAUCUAGCAGACCACUACGCUGUUAUGGGUGUCUUUGAUUUUGGUAGCACUACGACAUUACCUCCGAUGAUUGUGACUUCACAGCCUGUAGACCUGCUAACAACCGACUCUGGUACUGAUGCUAUGACAACCAGCAUAAUUCUUUCUCUGAUACUUCCUUUAGGGUUUGCCUUUGCCUUGAGCCAAUAAAGAAUUAUUCUGAUGAACACAUUACCUCAUGCAUCUUUAAGGCUACAAUAAGUGAGGUUGCUGUUCAGGGGGCGGCGAUCCUGGGGGCGGGGGCGGGGACACAGUGCCUCCCACUUUUUGAAGCCAUAAAAAGUGCCCGUUUUAAUGCAAGAAAAAAGCCUCCUCACGAACGUAUAAUGUGCCCCUUUCACAAAGUUUCACCUAAGGAGGACCCGUUUUAAGUGUUACCAAGUGCCCUUUCUCGUAUAAGUGUCAACUUUUACAUUAAAAAAUGCCCCCUCACGAACGUGUUCACUGCCUUUUUCACCUGAGGACACGUUUUAUGUGUGAGCAAGUGCCCCCUUGCCUUCUAGUAAGUGACCUUUCCCGAAUCAUUGCCCCUUUUUACUCAAGAAUAGUGCCCCUCACAAACGUGUUCUGUGCCCCUGUCACCUGAGGACCCGUUUAAUGCCGUUAGCAAGUGCCCCUUUGCCUUCUGAUAGGUGCCUUUUCUUGUAUCAGUGACCCUUUUCUACCUAAGAAAGGUACUCCUCACAGACAUGUUCUGUGCCCCUUUCACCUGAGAAGGACCCGUUUUAUGUGUUCACGAAUGCCCCUUUGAAACCAGAAAAGAAUAUUUCCAUUUUUAUAUGUUACUUCUUAUGAAGGAAAAAUUGUAAGAGUAAUCCUAAUCUAUCACAAAACUGGAUUUUCAUUAUAAAAGUGUUAAAAUUUUCGCUCGCUCGCAACUUCUUAUUAAUUGUAUGUGAUGUGACAUAUCUAGCCCCCCCCCCCUCAAAAUUUUGGCCCCAUUACGCCACUGUAGAUGAGUCUUUUUUUCCCUUUGUUUUAAGAUAGUGCCAUUUUUUCCUUGUGCCCCCCCCCCACUUUCAGCUUCGGUCCGCCGCCCCUGUUGCUGUUAGUAUUAUUUCAGACAUAUUUGAGAAAUUGCGCCACAACAAAGCGAGAGGUAUAAAAAAAAAAAUCAAAUAAAGUGGCCACAGGAGUUUGGUGUUAUUGUGACAUGAUAAUAUGUAUAAAACGAAGUUCGCAUUUUCAGACAUGAAUACAUAGGCAAUCAGUCAUGUAAUUCAAUUAAUAAUAUCAUGGAACAAUCUAUGCUCAUCUUUUUCCCCCCAAUUUUCGAGUAAAGCUAAUACAAUGUAAAGUCCGCAAUUAUGUUAGCAAAUGAAAACUUCGCAAUAUUCUCCUGAUGCUGUUAGUGUUUUCAAUUUUUUCUGAUGCUUACUGAUAUAGACAUGAUAGAUGUAUUAUGUUCAUGUGUAAUAAAUAUGAAACGUCUUUAAUGUAUUACUUGUGCAUAUUACCAGCCAUUGAAAUUGUUGGUCGGAAUAAAAAAAUUGUGCAAAUUAAAUUGCUUAGUACUGUUGUUUAAUAUUCAUUGCAAAUAAAAGUUUAAACAACAAGAUGACUUGAUACCAAUAAAAUUCGUAAUAUAAACAAAAUCAACAUUG
Molecule: messenger RNA, 2982 nt
Organism: Lytechinus pictus (painted urchin)
Lineage: Eukaryota; Metazoa; Echinodermata; Echinoidea; Temnopleuroida; Toxopneustidae
Product: sphingomyelinase C-like
Exons: 3
Coding region: 182-1528 (448 amino acids)
Cellular component (GO): cytoplasm; extracellular region
Molecular function (GO): sphingomyelin phosphodiesterase activity
Source: RefSeq, a predicted model, not a curated record